Molecule: messenger RNA, 423 nt
Organism: Cylicostephanus goldi
Lineage: Eukaryota; Metazoa; Nematoda; Chromadorea; Rhabditida; Strongylidae
Source: the annotation of a GenBank genome assembly
GAAAUCUGUGGACCCAAUUCUCAUGGUCUUGACAUGGAUUACGUUGUCAUGAAUCACGCUGACAAAAAAGGAUGUAAUCAUCUGGUGCGGAUGAUUGAUCGAGGAAAAAUAGAGGAUCAUUUCAAGUUUCUCAUCAUGCCUCUGCUGGGCGAUAACCUUACAAAAAUACGACAUCAAUUCGUAGACGGCCGUUUAUCGCUGUCAUCUGGACUGCGUCUUGCUUUCCUUGCCUUAUCUCCUAUUCAAGAAUUGCACAAUAUUGGGUUUGUUCAUCGAGACAUCAAGUGCUCUAACUUUUGCCUUGCUCCACAUUCUAGUCGAGGUAAUACACAGCUGAUACUCAUUGAUUAUGGGGUUUGCCGAGCUUACAAGGACAAAGCCGGAAAUUUGAAACCUCCCAGAGAAGAAGUGCGAUUUCGGUAA